Paramormyrops kingsleyae is the source of this 1104-nucleotide messenger RNA. The record is from RefSeq and is a predicted model, not a curated record. Lineage: Eukaryota; Metazoa; Chordata; Actinopteri; Osteoglossiformes; Mormyridae.
AUGAACUCCCAAAAAGACAAUCCCAUGGGUCAGGAGGUCCAUCUGCUGAUUGUACCUGCACUGGUGUCCACCAUCAACAUGUUUCUGCCUGUUGUCUUUAACAUUGUGGCUUACCUGGAGAAGUACAGCUCACCCCGUGUCUGUGUCUGGGUCGCCAUCUUCAGAGACUUGGCGCUGAAGGUUUGCAUGCUGGGAUUGCUGUGCUACCAUUGGCUGGGAAAGGGAGCCGGGUCACCGCCGUGCUGGGAGAGCUUUGUUGGCCAGGAGCUUUACCGCCUCCUGCUAAUGGACUUCCUCAUCACUCUCCUGGACACGUUCUUUAGUGAUUUCACCUGCAGGUAUGUAGUAAUUCAGUGUUUCUUAACGAACUGCCAGAUGAACUCCCAAAAAGACAAUCCCAUGGGUCAGGAGGUCCAUCUGCUGAUUGUACCUGCACUGGUGUCCACCAUCAACAUGUUUCUGCCUGUUGUCUUUAACAUUGUGGCUUACCUGGAGAAGUACAGCUCACCCUGUGUCUGUGUCUGGGUCGCUAUCUUCAGAGACUUGGCGCUGAAGGUUUGCAUGCUGGGAUUGCUGUGCUACCAUUGGCUGGGAAAGGGAGCCGGGUCACCGCCGUGCUGGGAGAGCUUUGUUGGCCAGGAGCUUUACCGCCUCCUGCUAAUGGACUUCCUCAUCACUCUCCUGGACACGUUCUUUAGUGAUUUCACCUGGAGGUGUUUUUUACAGAAAGUGCUGAAGAGGAAGGGGGCGCUGGAGUUCAACAUCGUCCGGAACAUGCUGGAGCUCGUUCACGGCCAGGCACUUGUCUGGCUGGGGGUCCUGUUUGCGCCAUUACUGCCUGCUGUGCAAGUUGUCAAGCUGUUUCUGCUGUUCUACGUAAAAAAGACCAGCUUGAAGAUGAACUUUCAGCUCCCCAGAAGGCCCCUGAAUGCCCGGCAGAUGAACACCCUCUUCAUCUCCCUGCUGUGUUUCCCCUUCUUCUUGGGAGCCUUUAUGCUGGUCAGCUACACCAUGUGGGCGAUUGCACCCUGCCAUGCAUGCACGUCAUCACACACACCAAGAGAAUGUAUUAUGCUGUACAAAUAUGUGCACAUCAAUUUUUAA